UCUCGUCUUAUAUCGCCCGCAAGAACUUCCCUGCCCCUUCCCGACUAUGUCGGACUCAGGAGAGAAAGACUCGGAGGAUAAUGCCUCUGUUAUCGAGCCCAAAGUAAAAGUACUGGUGCGCACAGAAAAGCCAGCAGCCGUCAAGGCCACGCUUGUCGCCGAAAUUCGCGUCUCGCUUGCUGAAGUCGGUCCUGCCGUUGUCAAGGAGCCAAGUGUCACUUCGCAUCCUCAGGUUGCCUAUACCUCUGAUGAAGAGACAGAGGACGACAGGAGCGACACCAAACCCGCGAACGAUGAAGACAGCAAAGUCACGAAUAAAGAGGAGGACUUGAACAACGAGGAUGAUAACGAUGAGGUCGAUCUGGAUGCCAUCCUCGACGAGAUGGGUUUGGAGUCGCGCGCCCCGGCAGACCGAACGACCGUGGUUAAACGAGUCAACGCACCACCCAGGCCUGUAUGCUUGAAACGUUCAUCGAGCGAUUCGAACCUUAGGGACAGUAAACCGAAGAAGAAAGCGAAGAAGACGAACACUGCGCCACCUGAUGCCACGACCACCACAGAGCCUAGCCAGCGUAAGGGCGAGGAUACGUGAGCCUAAGCUUCGAAUUACCUAAGCGAUGGAUGCUCUGUUGUAUCAAUACUGUUAUAUGUAGUGUUGGCCUCACACCAAAGAUCGUCAAGCGUCACAAGCGAAUAGUUCUAGAAUAAAUUCUUGAUAUGAGACUUACAUGAUUGCGCC
Messenger RNA from Phanerochaete carnosa HHB-10118-sp, 739 nucleotides. RefSeq lists its product as uncharacterized. The transcript has 4 exons. The record is from RefSeq and is a predicted model, not a curated record. Lineage: Eukaryota; Fungi; Basidiomycota; Agaricomycetes; Polyporales; Phanerochaetaceae. Bases 47 to 592 code for a protein of 181 amino acids.